This is a messenger RNA of Cryptotermes secundus, 737 nucleotides long. RefSeq lists its product as uncharacterized. The transcript has 3 exons. Bases 122 to 556 code for a protein of 144 amino acids. NCBI's taxonomy places the organism in Eukaryota, Metazoa, Arthropoda, Insecta, Blattodea, Kalotermitidae. The record is from RefSeq and is a predicted model, not a curated record.
CGCACAUAUACUUAGCCAAGAGAUUGAAGAAACAACAACAAACGGAAAUGUCUUCAGAAGUAUGUGAAAGAAACGAAAGUGCUUCGAUAGAGAAUUUCUCUCCAGCAUCAUCUUCCCAGGCAUGUGCAUCCCAGACAGCAUCAUGUUCCCAGUGCCCAUUUCCUGCAAACAGCAAAAGAUCACAGUGUUGCUGCAGGAGGCGCAGACUUCUGUUCACCAGUCUUAUAUUGCCACUGAUCCAAGCCUGAGUGAGGAUGACAUUAUUGACAUUACAGUCUCCUAUGAUGGCACUUGGCAAAAAAGGGUGUUUUCCUCCCUAUAUGGCAUAGGGGCAGUAAUAGAUGUGCUGACAGGGCUAGUCAUAGACUUUGAAGUAAUGUCUAAAUACUGUGACAUUUGUGUUCAACAACAGAACACACUGAAUUCCGUAGACUAUGCAAGCUGGCACAAAGCACAUAAAGAAAGUGAGAAAUGUGAAAUGAAGUUCUGCAGAUCAUCAAGUGCCAUGGAAAUGGUCACAGCAGAGAUACUGUGGAAACAGUCAGUAGACUCAUGAAAGCUACACUACACAACUAUGGUAUCAGAUGGUGACACCAAAACACACAAGCAUCUCCAGGAUUUGGCUGUCUGUGUAAGUAAAGACAUAGAGAAAGUUGAGUGUAUGAACCAUGAGGCCAAGAGGUUGGGAACAGGAAUAAGAAAUCUAGUAAAAGAGAAGAGCAAAAUGGGUAUUACGC